Castor canadensis (American beaver) is the source of this 1502-nucleotide messenger RNA. RefSeq names its product kinetochore localized astrin (SPAG5) binding protein (gene Knstrn). Lineage: Eukaryota; Metazoa; Chordata; Mammalia; Rodentia; Castoridae. Gene Ontology annotation, biological process: spindle organization; regulation of attachment of spindle microtubules to kinetochore; mitotic sister chromatid segregation. The record is from RefSeq and is a predicted model, not a curated record. Gene Ontology annotation, cellular component: kinetochore; centriolar satellite; mitotic spindle.
AUGGCGGCACCCAAAGCCGCGGCUCGCAGGACAGUCUGCCGUACAACAGGGCCGCCCACAGACGACAAACCGCACUCACUUCCGCCCAGCUACCGGAAGUUUUCGUUUGAAUCCGAGGCGGCAGACCCGGACGACGCCUCGGCGGUUGCAGCCAAGCCUCUUUUGAACCAAAGCGACCAGGACUGCGGGCCGGAGCAGCGGACGUCUGGGGUCCAGCCGUGCCGCCUAGUUACGAUGACCAGUGUGGUUAAGACAGUGUACAGCGUGCAGCCCCCCUCUGCGCCCGCAGAUCCACAAACUCGAGCCACUUUUAAGAGUCAAUUACCUGUUAAGUCCAAAGAAGUUGAUGUUUCCAGACAUCUUCAUUCAGGAAGUUCAGAGAAUGAUAUUACAAAAGCCACCAAACCAAGACGAGAGAAUGGGCAAAUGAAAGUUGCAGAGACUGCCAUCAAGAGGAACAUCAGAAAGGGCUACAACCCUGUGAGUAAGCAGAAGUCAGAGGAAGAGCUCAAGGAUAAGAACCAGAUUUUAGAGGCCGUCAACAAGCAGUUGCACCAGAAGUUGACUGAAACUCAGGGAGAGCUAAAGGAUCUGACUCAGAAGGUGGAGCUGCUGGAAAGGUUCCAAGACAACUGCCUGGCAAUUUUGGAGAGCAAUGGCCUCAACCCAGGGAGUGAGACCCUGGCAUUACAGCAGGAACCCACUACAGAUCACACGGACUCCAUGUUGCUGUUAGAAACUUUACAAGAUGAGCUGAAGCUUUUUAAUGAAACUGCCAAAAAGCAAAUGGAGGAGUUACAGGCCUUGAAGGUAAAGUUGAAGAUGAAAGAAGAGGAAAGGCUCCGAUUCCUGGAACAGCAGGCCUUAUGUAAUGGUCAAGUCAAUGAUUUUACACUAGCCCUGGAGGAAAUGGAGCAGCUGUUAGAAAUGUAGUAAAAGGCAAGGGGCCAGGUGGCUCCCUCGUGGGGAUGAACUGUCCAAGGAAGCCAGUUAGGAUAUCUUUUAGGCCAGGAGCUAGGAUUCACCAUCCCCAGUGAGAAAACAGUUUCUGCAGUAGGAUUAAGGACUUCCUCCUUUAAGCAAGUUUCCCACCUUCAGAUGAGUCAGCGCUCCUGAGUCUCACGUGUUGGCCUACCAGAGGGGACUGGGAAGCUUGACUCGAUGUCCUGGCAAUGCAGCAGCACACUACUGGAAUCAGGAGAGUAAGCCAGCCACAGCCAGAGGAUCCAGGAGGUCCCACUCAGAUUUGCAGGAAGAAACCCUUACUGACAGUGGACACAGGUGCUACACAGACAUCAGUGAGAGCCAUGCUGUCCCCUUCUGACUUGGAACACAUUUUGUCCCAUCCUGAUUGGACUUCUGUACUUCAUUGUAAAUUUGUGAACUUGAAGUUGCUUGAAGUUUUUUGGCUUAAUAAAUGGGGUGAAGGUAUAGAUAGUAAUAACACCUACCUGAAAUAAUACAUCUUGGAGCUUUUAAUAUAAAUCACAUUUGUUUUUUUU